GUAUUGAACAAAAAAUCCAAGCCAAACCAUACGCAUGCAGGAAACUUUUCAUCACCCGGCCUCUAUGACCUUACCCUCUUCCUACACUUUCGCUACUACAAUGAGUGGCAGUAAUGGGACCACUCCCAAUACCAUGACUACUCCAUGGAUGGACAGAAGAAUUUGGAGCAAACUCCCACAGAGGCUGCUCGAUCAUGUGCUCUCUUUUCUUCCACCGCCAGCCUUCUUUCGCGCGCGUUCUGUCUGUAAGAGAUGGUACGCGCUCUUGUUUUCUGACAGUUUUCUUGAGUUAUACCUCCAGGUAUCUCCUCACCACCAUUGGUUUCUAUUCUUCAAGCACAAAAGUACACUAAAGAGCUACAUAUAUAGGGACAGUGGUGGUGGAGAUCAGGGUACUGACAAUAGGCGACCUUGUGAAGGAUAUCUCUUUGAUCCUAAUAAUAUCGCAUGGUACCGCAUUUCCUUUGCUCUGGUUCCCUCUGGUUUCUCACCGGCUUCUUCUUCUGGUGGCUUGGUUUGUUGGAUUUCUGAUGAGGCAGGUCCGAAAAGCAUAAUCCUAUGCAACCCUAUUCUUGGUUCUGUAAUUCAAUUGCCUCUAACACUAAAACCCCGGCUCUUCCCUUCUCUUGGCCUAACUGUUAGCCCUACAUCAAUGGAUGUCACCGUCGCCGGAGAUGACAUGAUUUCUCCUUAUGCCGUCAAAAAUUUAACGGCCGAGAGUUUUCAUAUAGAUGGGGGUGGGUUUUACUCAAUAUGGGGUACAACUUCUUCUCUGCCAAGGCUUUGUAGCCAUGAAUCAGGUCGCAUGGUUUACGUGGAUGGAAAAUUCUACUGCAUGAACUAUAACCCAUUUAGCGUCUUAGCUCAUGAUGUUGCUGCAAAUAUAUGGAGCAAUAUUCAAGCUCCUAUGCGAAGAUUUCUGCGAUCACCAAGCUUGAUUGAGAGCAGGGGAAAUUUACUCUUAGUUUCAGCAGUGGAGAAAAGUAAGCUAAAUGUACCAAAGAGUUUGAGGCUGUGGGAGUUGCAAUCUUGUGGGACGACGUGGGCGGAAGUGGAAAGAAUGCCACAGCAACUAUAUAUCCAGUUUGCGGAGUUGGAAGGAGGAAAAGGGUUUGAGUGUGUUGGCCAUGGAGAUUUCAUUGUAAUUACGAUUCGAGGGUCGGAGAAGGCUUUGCUGUUGGAUAUUUGUGGGAAGAAAUGGCAAUGGAUUCCUCCAUGUCCCUACUCACAAGGUGGUGGAGGAGGCAAUAAUAAUGAACGAGAUUGCAGUGAAUUGCAUGGUUUUGCGUACGAGCCUAGGCUCGCUACCCCAGUUACCGGGCUGCUGGAUCAGUUGACAUCCCUCCCAUUUCAGCCUUACAAUGGUUAGGAAGUUAAAGCAAAUGGUCGCAGUCUAGCUAGCUAUGUGUAUCAGAAAAGAGGCUUCGAAGUGGACAAUUAAUAUACUAUGUUUAGUAUGCAUGCAGUUGUGUAAUGCCCUCUAAAUAAUUCUAUCUGCUUUAUUUAUGUCCUCUCUCAUGUGUCAUAUGAACUAUGAAGAGCUAGGUAGUAGUGUUUGCGUCGUCUUUAAGAGUUUUCUUGAAAUUUGCUUUGAAUUUCAAUCUUGGCUUACUUUUUUA
This is a messenger RNA of Juglans regia (Persian walnut), 1619 nucleotides long. Its product is annotated as protein UNUSUAL FLORAL ORGANS-like. The record is from RefSeq and is a predicted model, not a curated record. Bases 35 to 1369 code for a protein of 444 amino acids. NCBI's taxonomy places the organism in Eukaryota, Viridiplantae, Streptophyta, Magnoliopsida, Fagales, Juglandaceae. Gene Ontology annotation, molecular function: protein binding. The transcript has a single exon.